GUUUGCCACCGUCUUCUUCUUCAUCAAACGAUGGGUUUGUUGUCGGCGAUUGGGUUAGAAGCGCGCUCCCGGGUUAAAAGAUAUGCAACUGUUGUUGCCAGGGGAGCAGGAUGCCGAUUGAGGUCGGCAGUUGACCUCUGAUUGACGGUGAUGUGCGAUGGAGAGAGUUGGAUGCAGAUCCCAGGGAUCGAUGAUGGAGUUAUGCGAUGGAGAUAAGCUUUUCCGAAGGAAGCGUCGCAGAUGGGUAGUUUUCAUAUGCUAGUGGAGGUCUGCGGUUAUAAGUCUGGAACUGCUUUUGGAAUCGAAAUGAAAUCAAUGCAAAAAGCGCAAUCAGUUGACAGAUGCAAGAUGGAGACGACGAUGGAACACAGAGAUUCACCUCGCACGAACUCAGAGACGGCGAGCUCCGAUCUCGCAAUCAAUCGGCGUGAAGUCCCCCCGGGGGUUUCGUCAUCUGAGAACCUAAUUAUGUCCAGAAGCGCCGAGUUGCUUGUUAAAAGCUUCCACGCAAUCUCCAUAUUGCCUUCCGGCUCUCCAGCAGAGCUCCCACGGGAGUUGAACGGUGCGGCAAUGUGUGAGGCGUGCGGCAGGCCGGAAGCAGAGGGUUGCGUGGUGGUUUGUGACGGCUGUGAGCGAGGGUUUCAUGUCCAUUGCUUGGGGAUGACGGAGGUAGAGGCAUCUAAAUUGGAGGAAUGGAUGUGCAGGAAGUGCUCAGGCGGUGGAAGGCGGAGUAAUCAUUGGCAUUUGGGAUGGAGGAACAAAAGGAGGCGCCUGGGCACUGGUUUUGCAUUAGAUGUGAAUGGUGGAUUGCCUCAGGGUGAUGCAAAUGGAGAAUGCUGUAACAGUUUUGGAUCUCAACUAGCAACUGAUUCAUUGAAGCCCCAGUUUGUGCAGCCAAGUUCUGGGGCUGUAGGUACCAGUUCGAAAGGCCUCACUGAAGAAAAUAAUACAACCAUGGGAUCAUCUACCAAGGAUCAGAGCGCAACAUACUUGCAAGACCUUAAAGAGUAUCUUAAGGGAAAAAAUGAGUUGCUUGCAGAAGGGUGGCGCGUGGAAUUUGACCAUAACUCUGUCACAGGAUUGCUAUGCCCAGUUUAUGUUUCUCCAGAUGGGAAAAGAUUAUGGUCAGUUUCAGAAGUUGACAGUUAUGUUAAAUCAAUUAUAGCUAACAUGCCUUCACAAUGUGGAACUGGAAAAUAUGAUAAUGGACUCCCUAUUCAAUAUGGAGAUUUCUAUGUUCUCUCGGUUGGAAAAGUUGAUGCUAGACACUCUUAUCAUUGUGAGAAUCAGAUUUGGCCUGUGGGUUAUAGUUCCUGCUGGCAUGAUAAGGUCACGGGAUCACUUUUCACAUGCCAUGUACUGGAUGGAGGUGACUCUGGGCCACUGUUUAAAGUCACAAGGAGUCCAUGCUCCACAUUACCUAUUCCAGAUCCAAUGAAAAUCCUAUAUCAAUCCAAACAUGAUAGGACAAAUGAGAGAAGUUAUGUUUUGCCCUCCCAGUCUAUGGAUGACUUGAACAUAUAUUCAAUGCUUGAAGAAGCACCGGCUCCCUUGGAAAAGGAUGUUUUAUCCUGUCUUGGCCAUAGUUCCAAUGAUCAUUCGAACAUGCAAGGAUCAUGUGCCAUACCGGUCGAGAGAAAUUCAUUUUGUAAAAGAUGUCAGGGUGCUCUUAAGCUCUUCUGGAAUCAUGCUUUAGACCAGACAAAUGGAGAAGUUGCAUUAAAAUAUACACCUUUAGAUCAUUUUUAUGGUUUUCCAUACAACCUCAACAUUCCUCAUCUUAUUCAAGCUGACAUGGAGCAUGAAGUGGUGGCUGAAGAGUUACUGAAGUGGCUAGAUCAAGACAGGUUUGGCCUUGAUGCUGAAUUUGUACAAGAAAUCAUAGAGCAAAAGCAGGAGAUCAGAGACAUUUUUGGCUAUGUUCCUUUGAAUAAGAGGAGUUCAUUCUCUUCAUCCAUUACUGUUGGAAAUGGUCUCCUAGAGGUUAGAGCUAUAGAAGCUGAGAACAAAGAUGGUAGAUCCACACCACUUGGUUUACGAAGUUUUAAUGAAGUGAGUAUUAGAAGGAUUAAUGAGGACCUGUCAGAUACCUGCUCUCUUCCUCGUGGGAGGUCUUUUAGCACCACAAUGCCUUCCCUCUUUCUUGGGGAUGCAAUUCAGGUAUUCGAGUUUUUUUGGCGCUUCUACAAAUUGUUAGGUCUAAAAGAGCCUCUAACAUUUGAAAAUAUUGAGGGAGAACUAAUGAAUCGAUGGCAUCAUGGAGCGCUUUUUCUCAAGAAGGUUGAAGGGGAAAUCCAUGAAACUCCAUUUCUAAUUCAAAACGAGAUUGCUGGCACCAAAGGACACAUUUCAGGAUCAAGUUCCAGUUAUGGUCCAGAAGUAGAUAUCGAAAAUCCAGAUUCAGUUGUCAAAAAGGAAACAAAAUUGAUGGAGAAAGGUUUUCCAAUGGAGCUACAGUUGAUUAAGUCUAGCAAAUGCUCAGAUUCUGCCUUGCCUAUGGCUGUUAUCUCUAUGUUGCAAAUUCUGAUAAGUGAUCUUCAAACAAAAGUUGCAGCAGUUGGCUAUCUGAAUUUUGAUAUUAGUGAACCCAAAAAGCGUGGGAGAAAGAAGGAUUUGGACUAUGAUACUACUUCCAAAAGAAACAAACUACCUAUGCUUCCAUGUAAUGAACUAACAUGGCCAGAAUUGUCUCGGAGAUACGCUCUAUCGAUGUUGUCAGUGAAUGGGCACAUCGACUCAACAGAAACUACCACUCAUGAUACUGCACAAAUAUUCCGAUGUUUACAAGGCGAUGGUGGUACAUCAUGUGGCUCUUUGACUGGUGUAGCAGGAAUAGAAGCAGAUGCAUGGUUCCUAGCAGAGGCUAUGAAGAGAAUUUUUGGUUCAUUGGAUAAAGAGAGCGACCGUCUAGCUGUAGAUGAUGAUGAUGAUAUUGACAUGAAAUGCUUGGAAGAGCAUGCUACAGUGAGUGCAAGUGUUCCAGAUUGGGUUCAAGCCCUUGAGCCUGCCAGGAAGCUGCCCACAAAUGUAGGUGCAAGAAUAAAGAGGUGCAUCUUUAAUGCAAUGGAGGGAAGUCCACCAGAAUGGGCGAGAAAGAUCUUAGAGCAUUCUAUUAGCAAGGAAGUGUACAAGGGAAAUGCCUCUGGGCCUACAAAGAGAGCUGUCCUAUCUGUUCUUGAGAGAGCAAAUGGUGAAUAUAGUCCUCAUAUGCCCGUUAAUGAGAAAAAGAAAAAGUUCAUCUCAAUCUCCGGCUUAAUGAUGAAGCAGUGCCGGCUUAUUCUGCGGAAAGCAAUGGCUGCUGAUCAAAGAAAGGUUUGCUGCAAUUUGCUAGGCAAGAGGAUAUCAAGUUACAACAGUGACGGUGGGACUAUUGGGUCUCCAGGAAUGGUUUCACGUCCUCUUGAUUUUAGAACCAUUGAUCAGAGAUUGGCAGCAAAUGCUUAUGAUGGAAUGCAUAUGGCUUUCUAUGAGGAUGUAUGUGAGGUGUGGAACAAUGUCUUUCUUGCAUUUAAAGAGCAACCAGAGUUGCUUCAAUUAGCAGAAAACUUGGCAAAUGAUUUCAAUGCUUUGUAUGAAAAGGAAGUUGUAACUCUCCACCAGAAGUUGGCCAACUGUAGGAAACAGCAUUCUAUGGAAGCCAGUUUAGAGAAGAUGAUAAAGGAGAUUAUUUCCUGUGAAGAAAUUCCUAAAGCCCCAUGGGAGGAUGGAGUUUGUAAAGUAUGCGGUGUUGACAAUGAUGAUAAAAGUGUUUUAUUAUGUGAUACAUGUGAUGCUGAGUAUCACACAUAUUGCUUGAGUCCCCCGCUUGCUCGGAUUCCCAGUGGGAACUGGUAUUGCCCAUCAUGUGUUGCAAAUGUUAAUAUAGUUUCAGACGCAUACACAAAGACUGCAGCUCUCCACCAACAGCCGGAAAAACAUCACGGUGAAUUAACCGAUGCCUAUAUAAAACCAGUGGAAGAUCUGGCAACUGUAAUGGGGAAAAAGGAGUAUUGGGAGUUAAAUAUUGCGGAGAGAACUGCCCUGCUUAAGUUCCUUUGUGAUGAGUUGUUGAACUCAGCUCUCCUCCGCAUGCACCUAGAACGCUCUGCAGAAGACUCUGUCAAGUUGCAUCAGGAAUUGCGUUUUGCUUUGAAGGAAUUGAAGGCAUUGAAACAAAGAGAAAAUUUUCUAGCCAAACACAUUGAUUAUAGCUCUCUUAUGGUUGGUUCAUGUGAUGUUGCAAUAAAUGAUUAUGAUGAUAUGUUUACAGAUGAUACAGAAGGUGCUUCUCUAAUGGAUAUUGAUGGCCAAGUACAUGGGAGUUCUUCUACCAAUUCUUCUUCCAUUGGCCAGAAUAUGAAUGUACUUCCAUAUGAAGAAAAAACUAAAGGCCUGAAUGAAGUGACUAAACAUGUCACAUAUGAAGAUAUCUCUGAAAUGCAUGCAGGAAAUCAUCCUUAUAUUCCUAAUCACGACGACAUAGAGAUACGUCAUGCUUCUGAAAACAUGGAUGGCGAUAAUCUUGGACAAGCUUUAAAUCCCAGGCUUGAGCCUGUGAGAAACCAGAUUUUACUUCUGGAAAAUUCCAUUACCAGUUUGCAGAAACAAUUACAUAAAGUGUCUUGUCAGAGUGAGUUUCUAGGCGUUGAUUCUGCAGGGAGAUUGUAUUGGGCUCUAUCAAAUGCAGAUGCAAAACCGUGUAUGGUUGUCAAUGAGAACAUGGGACUGCAGCCAGGAGACAACAUAACUCCAAGUGGUUCUAAUGAUCUGCGUCCUUUCUGGUAUGAGCAUUAUGAAGAGAUCUCAGUUCAUUCUUCCUGGACUUGUUAUGAAACUGACUCUGAGAUUCAAAAGGUUUUAGAUUUUUUGAAAGAUGAUUAUCCACCGGAAAGACAGUUGAAGGAGUCCAUUCUGUGUUGGCAAAAGAAGAGGACUGAUCAUCCUCAGUUUGCUAAGUCAAUUAGUUCACCCCAAGAUGAAGUUUUAUGUGGUAAUAAUCUUGCAACUAGAGCUACCAGGCUAUUGGGAGUUAAGUAUGGUUCUGCCGUUGAGUUGGAAGCCACAGAAGAAUUCUGCAAGCAGCAGAGGGAAGGGGACAAUGCAUUUAAAAGAGAUUAUGGAAUCUACCGAUGUAAAUGCUUAGAGCCAAUGUUAUCAUUCAAACACCAUUGCAUUCAUUGCCAUCAAACCUUUGUCUCUGAAGGGGAGCCUCAGUUUCAUGCCCAGGCUAAGUGCAUAUAUUCUUUAGGUUUAGGAGGGCCCAAAGAGAAUGGUGUGGUAAAAAAACCAAAAGCUCAGGGACCUAUAAGUGAGUGUUUUGAAGUGUCAAAUUCACUGUUUGUUCGAUAUGAAUUUGAUGGAAUUGAUUGUCCAUAUAACUUGGAAGAUAUCUGCUCCAAAUUUGUAAUCAAAGAUUCUUCUAUGAAGGAAGUGGUUGCACAGAUCGGCCUUAUAGGUUCUAAGGGAACUCCAACCUUUGUUCCAUCCCUCCUCUCUCAUCUAAGUGAUCCCACUUCAUUGCUAGUUCAAGUUCAAGAUAAUAUUCCUUGCCCUGAUGUCAACCACAACACAGAACAUAUAGUGAAGCCUGAUAUCCCGCCUCAACAGUCCCCAGGAAGAAUAAAAGCAUUGGUGGAACAGAGUGACACGUUGGGCCAUAAAGAAUCUGGAAUACGUACGAGGUCGGAAAGUGUCAAAUGCUUAAUUGUUUCAAAUUCUGCUUUAAGGCCUGUGGUAGGUGGUGAAGCUUCUCAGAUCUUGAGGCAGCUGAAAAUUAAUUUACUGGACAUGGAUGCUGCACUUCCUGAAAAAGCACUGAGGACGUCAAAAUCACAAAUAGAAAGGAGACAGACCUGGCGUGCAUUUGUUAAAUCUGCUGUGACAAUAUAUGAGAUGGUUCAGGCAUUGAUCGUGUUUGAAGAAUCGAUAAAGUCGGAGUACCUGAGCAGUUCGUGGUGGUUCUGGUCAUCAAUCUCAGCAGCCGUAACGAUAUCCACACUGUCUUCCCUUGCUCUGCGUAUAUACUCCUUGGAUGCAGCUAUCAAAUAUGAACAGGUUGCAGCUAAAAAGGCUAAACCAGGCAAGAAAGUAACAGUCAAGAAAAGGAAGGAUCUUCAAUAGUCAUGCAGUGAUGAAUAUGUGAUGAAUAUGCAAGCGAUCCUUCCCUUUUGACAUUUAUUUUUGUGGUUUUAAUUUUUUGUUGGGCCCAGUUUUUUUGCGACUAAUAUUUUUAGUAGCAGGUUUAUUUUAGAAAUGUCAUCUUCCUUUAGAAUUAGUCCGUUAGUUACUUGCCUCCUGAAUAAGGAGUCCUGAUACAC
Molecule: messenger RNA, 6296 nt
Organism: Cuscuta campestris
Lineage: Eukaryota; Viridiplantae; Streptophyta; Magnoliopsida; Solanales; Convolvulaceae
Source: the annotation of a GenBank genome assembly